CGGGCGUCCGAGUGCCUCCUGAAGGGGAGGGGGUGGAGGUCGCAUGUCCAGCCUCCGUUGCCGCCGCUGUCGCGUCCACUCCCAUCCCCCACCUCGUUUACGCCCUCCUCCUCAAGUUCGAAUUCUCCCAGGAGCCACUGUCAGACCUGAGGAGAAGGGCGCGCACGAGGGAGGUGCUCAGGUCAUCCCGGGUCCUCCCCGUGGGGAGCAUGGAGUAGGGGUGGCGGGAGGAGGAGGAUCAGCAGGGGCUAGGGCGCUGGAGAGUCGCCUGGACUCGUGGGAAUUUGCCCUUCCCUGCCCAGGGCCUCCCUGCAGAUGCCCUGGCCUGCUUGGUUCUGACCCCUCCCUCCUUCCCCCACCGAGGCCCCUCUGGCUGCAGGCAAACCCAGGGCCCUGCUAAAAGCCCAGGUCCUGGGCCUGAGCCUGUCACCCCAGCACUCCUGGAAGAGCAAGCCUAAGCCAAGGGACCUCUGACCCUUGGAUGGGAAACUGGGCAGGGGUUUGAACCUGGGUGAAGGUGACCCUGGGAAUUAGCACCAUGCUCCCACCUCCCAGCACGCUGGUCAGCGGGUUAGCACCGUUCUCCCAGGCUCCUCAGGGCUCAGGCCAGGUGUCAGGAAGGGGUGUGUCUGGCCACCAGAUCUUUGGAGCUUAACUAGGGGUUCACUUCCCCGCCUAUUUUGUGGACUAGGGAACUGAGGCUCAAAGGGGGGCAUCACUACCCCGGGCCUCUGGUAGAGGUAGGCCAGCUGGCUGUCCUUUCAUCCCCAGCUCUGCAGAGCUGGACUGCUGUGAGUGGAGGAAAACUAGGCAAGUGCCUUCACCCAGCAGGGAUACAGGCUCCCAGCCUGGCCCAGGAGGGACACUGGGGUGAGCACGUGCUCCCCUGCAGAGGGCUGGAGGGAGGGAAAGGCUUCCAGCGCAUCUCUGCCCCUCAGGCGGCAUAGGCAUUGCCCAUGAGAUUUUCCCUUGGUGCCUGAGGCAGGGCCCAGGAGCAGGGGAUGUGGCAGUGUGUGGCACGGGGGUGGCUGUGUGGUGUGGCAGGAAGGCCUGGUCCUGGCCCCUGGCACUGAGUUGAAACAGCCUGAUGGUCAGUCCUAACUCAGCCCUCCCCACACCUGUGGCUCAGCUGGCACAGGGGCAGCCAAGUUCAGAAUAUAAGUGGGAUCAGGACGGGCAAGGUGGGAGCCCUGUCUCCAUUGGCAGCACCCUACAGCCUUGGCAUGGGAGCAGUAUCAGAUGGGGGACACCCAAGGGGCCUAUUUCAGGCUCCUAGUGCCUUAUGAGUGUGGUCACAGCAGGAACAGGGCAAAGGCAGCAGGGCUGAGACUGGGAGGGUCGUCUUACUCCCAGGAGAGCAGGCAGUUCCCUGGAGGAUUCUGAGCCACGUCUGGGCCCCCUUGGAGCUGCUGGCAGUUUCAUUCUCCUCGGCCCCAUCCUUGAUUUAAGAUUUUUUUUCUGGUUGAUGUGACAUGCACAAGGAAGAGGACCCAGGUGUCCUGGCCCUGUGAGGCUCCCCUCACAUAGCCCCACACCCAGCCCUAACUUCCUUCCAGUCUAAGGGGUGGGACUGGGGCCUGGCACGGUUGGUUGCUUUUUUACCAACUGAGCUGUGAGGGCACACACAGGGUCCCGGGCCUUUGUAGAAAGGAGUCUGGCUUCUGGCUAGCACGAGUGCAGGGGUGUGGUUUUUCUUAUUUGGCGAGUUUGGUGCCAUCCUCCCUCUCAGAAGUGGGUGUUCUCUGUGCACUGGGUCAGGGGCCAGGAAAGACCAGGAAAUGUUCCCCUUCACCAUUGCAGGGACACCAGACCCCAAAAGGCAGAGCCACACAGAGUAGCCCAUGGAAAGGGGACAGAAUUCAGCUUUCCCCAGACAAGUAUAGGCAGGGGCUGAGGGCCCCGAUCCACAGUGUGACGUGGCUGCCCUCAAAGGGGCAGCACUGCCCAGGUCAGUUCUGGGCUCCAUCUUUUGAGGGAUUUUGAGGCCUCAACAUAUGGGCCCCAAAGAACAGAGGGGUUGCAUUUGGGAAAGAGAUGGUAGAGAUUCUCAGAUGUGUGAGCGACUGUCCUGUAUGGGAAAGGCCAUCCCAAUGGCAGAAGUGUCCCAGACAUCUGGGCUAGAGCUGGUAAGCCGCUCAGUCCCAGGGAAGCGAAUCUGAGCUCAUUGUAAGGAAACUGUGUAUGUACUAAUUUUCUUGAUUUAGAAAAUAACAGAACAGCACUCUAGAAAAUUUAGAAAAUGAAACAAAAAUCACCCACUAUUUCUUUGGUAAGCAGUGACUGUGUUAGCAUUUUGGAGUUCCCUGCCAGUCUUUUCUGAUUUUUUUCCUUCCUGGCUGUUAGCGUGUGAGCUUGCCUGCCAUGACACCUUUUUCAUUGAAGCCUGUGUCCGUGGGCAUUUGCUUACGGUGCUCCACAACCUAGGUGACUUUGCCUCUAGAAAACCAUAGACUAUUCCAAGCGGCGCUGCCUCAGCCCUCACCUGUACCCUUCACUACGGGUGUGCAUCGUCUCCCCUCUGUCAUUGUGGUUGUUACUAUGGGCCCCAAAAGCAGCUGGGGUGUUGCAGAGACAGGUAACUUGGCACCUGACCGAUACAAGUUCCAGGCUCAGCCAUGCCACUUAGGCCAGGGGUGGAGGGACCUCGGACAAGUCACUGACCUUCUGAGCCUCCUAUGUAUAAAUAACAGGAUGGUGAUUUCCUUCAGAGGCAGGUGUGAAAGUGCCUGGCACAACCCCUCUCCUGCGCUUACCCUUUAUAAUAGGGUUGGCACUGUUGAAGGAAUGCCCACUGCGGGCUGCUUCGACAUGUGGCGAAGACUUCUGAGCCAUGAGCCGAGGUCGGCUGACCACUUACCCAGCAGAGAGAUGGUCCCUGUUGAGGGAGCCCCUCUGAAACCCUCUGUCCUUGAGGUUCUGGGCUACUGUGGCCAGUGCCCUGCCCAGCCUCCCUGCCGUCCCUUCUCCUUAUCGCCACGUGAUUGGUUGGCCCAGAGCAUGGGGCUGGCCCUGGGAAUAUGGGCUGCUGGUUGCUGUCCUGACCCCACCCAUUCCUCUUCCGGUCUCCCAGCAUCAGAGCUAAGUAGACAAGGCCUCUUCUCUGAGAGCCCAGCUGCCUCCCGCCUCCCAGCUUAGUCUAGGCCAGCCCAGCCCAGCAUUUCCCCAGUGGAAAUAGAGGCCUCCUUAGCCUGCCACUUGGGCAGGGAACCCAGGCAUCCUAGGGACAGCCAUGCAAGCCACAUACUCCCACCCUUUCCCAGUAGCCAAUGAAGGGAAGAAAGCUGGGGGAGAAGGAUUCUAGAGCCUUAGAGCCUCCCAGCUGGGAGUUAGAAGGGAACAUAAAGGGUCCACAGAGUCACUGGGGAACUCUUGUGUGUUAGCACCCUCCUCCUUGGCAGGCAUUCCCCAGGCCUAACCUGAGUGUGCACUGCUGUGACACGCCUUGCUUGCUCUUGUUACACGUCUGUGGAAACCAGAAUAACUGGGAGUACCCUCCUGGAGCCACCCCUCGGGCAGUCAGAGGAAACCAGUCUCAGCUGGGCACCCGCUGGGCCUAUGAGACCAUAGCCCCAGAUGACACUAGGGCGGCCCAAGACCAGCCUAGGCUGGGGGUCCUCCCCCCAGCUGGUCCAUUCAUUAUAGAGGUCCCACAGGCAUGUGACCUCAGACUCUGGCUGCCAGACUGUUGCCUAUGGAGUGUCUCCUUCCUCCCUGGUCUUGGUGCAGGGGAAGUAGGCAUUACAACUGCCCUCCUGUCCACAGCUUGGGCUGGGAUGAGGUCACAGGGUGGAGUCCUCCCCAAGUUGCUGGCCUGGCUCUGGCGAGCACUUUGGGUGUUUCUCAGUUCCCCCCACCCUUAGCUGGGGACAAGAUGGGUGGAGGAGCAGGCCACCCCCAAGCACGGCAGGGAGCACUGCCUCUCUUCCUCCCUUCCUCCUUCCCUCUGGGUCCCUUCAUCCAGGGGCUGGAAAUAGAAUCUGCUAAGUAAUGAUUAAAGUCAAAUUCAGACCUAAAAAUAAAGAGCUGGGGAAGGAAGAGCUGGUGCUCCCGUUGUGGCUGAGGGGAGAAGCAAGCAGGGAGAGGCUGGUUUCAUGUGGCUGAGCCCCUGUUUCCCGGUAUCAGGGGUGCUCCACCAACUGAGGGGUGCUCUUUUGUCAGGCCUGAUGUGGCCCACAGUGCUCAUUAGUUAUAAACUGCACUGAUCAGGGCAGACUGGCAGGACCUGAUAGAGAAUCCCAUUUUUCCACUGGAGAAACUGAGGCUCAAAAGGGAGAAGUGGUUUGUCCAGCAGCUAUCUGGGAGCUUCCCUUAGCAGGCCCCUAGGGACUGGAGGGCCCCUGCAGCUCAGCCCGCCCUUUCUGCCUGCUCGGUUUCUCUUCCUGGUUUUGAGGUGCUGUGAUGAGGGCAGCUUCUCAUCACACACUAGCUGCGCACACCCUCCAACCGCAGCUUCCCUCCGCCUCCCCUUCCGUGGUCUGGGCCCAGAGUCGAAGGAACAAGCAGAAAAGAGGCUGCUUGGCCUGUUGGAAGCCUUAAGGAUGGGUGAAAACCUAGUGUCCUCUGACCCCUGUCCACGCUGGCUGCUGCUUCUCAGCCCUGGUCAGUGGGCACCUGGUCCUUACUCAGCCUGGUCAGUGGGCACCUGGUCCUUACUCAGCCUGGUGCGUCUGCGGCCUCUGCUGCCAGGCUGCAGGGAGACAGGAGGGGAGGAUGAAGAACAAACCCUGAGAGCUCCCCUGCUGGCCAGUGGAGGAGGCUUAGGGGAGGCCUGUGGUUCCAACUUCCUGAUGGGGCUGCUGGGGAUCUGUGUGGGCUGGAGCAUCCCAGAGGGCUUCCCGGAGGGGAGGGACCUGUGAAACUCAAGCGACAUUUGGAGAAAAGUCAUGUUGAGGGUGAGGUUCUUUGGAGCUUCUACCCUCUCUGGGGCCUGCUAGCUGUUGCCGUGUGGCCCUGGACAAGCUCUUGGCCUCUGUGUGUGAGGCCAGGGUGUGCAGGCGAGUAAGAAAUGGACACAGAUGUGCCUCUGCUUCCGGAACAGAAGAGCCAAGCUCUGGGCAGACCCAUCAGUGUCCCCGUCCGUCCACUUUCAGGGGUCAUCUGUCUGCCUAAGGAAGGGUUGAAAGAAAGGUCUCCUGACCAAUGUUCAGACAAAUCUUUGCGCUCAAGUCCCCAUUCUGCCCUGUUGGAAGCUGGGGGACCCCCUCAGAGCUUGUUUCCUCCUCUGUCAGAGAUCAGCAGUACUUGCCUCAUGGGGUGUUUUGAGGAUUAAAUAAUGCUGGGCCCCAGACUGAGUUCUGUCAGCAGGCUCUAAUUUCUGUGCUUUUGUGGGGUUUUUUUGACAGCCCAUCCUGGUGGGGGAGUGUGUUGCUAACGCCCCCUUGUCCCCACGUGGGUAGCGAGCCUGUCUGUCCUUGUGUUGGCCCUAUAGCUUUACCCUCUGAGCUGUGUGUUCCACAGGUCCCAGUUCUGAGUGGGGAGACCAGAAAUCUGAGGUCAAAGUUCUAGGCAGCUCAUGGGCCUCAGCCCUCGUCUCCCCACCUAUGACGUGACUAGGAGACUUUGGGGUAAGGGACAAGGACACUUCAUGACUUUCAAGAGGUUGUUAGAGGUUAGUGCUGAGAGGCCAUAUGUAAAUGCAGGCAAAUGAAGAUGCAAAGAGGGGGCUAGGGGAGCAGAGGCCUGGGUUAGGGCCCUGGGGAGCCCUGAGUCCCCAUUGCCCAGUGCAGGUAGGUAAUUAGGCUCCUGAGCGGUAAUUAGAAACCUUUCUGGGCCAGGAGAGACAGCCUCAAGCUGCAGCAGUGCCCCAGUGCCCGAGGAGUCUCCCCGGUAGCCUGCUCUAGCCCCAGCCCCCACCUCUCUCAAACCACUGGAUGGGAUUUCCGGUCCCACUGAGCCAUGGGGGCAGGCUCAGUGAGUUGCUGUAAUUUAGUUUUUAACAUUGUUCAGCCAUUAUACCUGGCCCUCCCCCUAGAUCAGGGGUGCUGAGGGCUGGAAGGAGCCCCGGGUGGAGUAGGGCAGCAUACACUGGAGCCAGGCAUUCUUCUAACCCUUCCUGGGACAUCUGUGCAGUAGGGGUGCUGAGGGCUCACCUGCCCGGCCCCAGCGUCAGUGGGAGCCCUCCAGCCCAGUGUGUGGCUGGGGUGUCACAGACUGUCAGCCUGGGUGCCCUCUGCAAAACCAGGGUGGGGCUGGUUUUAUUGCUGCCAAGCCAGCCCAACUGCGGGUGCAUGCGUGCCGGGCCUCCCUAGGCGCCCUGCCCUUUUGGAGGGGCGUGCCCAAUUCUGAAACUUAUUUCUGCCCUCAUCUGUACUAUGACCUGGAGGCUGGGCUCAGAGCCUCCCUUGGCCUUCUUCAGCCUUAAUUAACUCCCUCUGUGCCACAGUUCGGACUAUUAAUCCUGGCCUGCUCCAGCACACCCUUUUCCCAGGUAUUUCCCCCCCGAAAUCCUUCCAGCUCUGGUUCUCCUGCGCCUUCUUCCUGGAAGCCUUCCCAGGUGGCCCCAUCUCCAUCUCUUGAGGUCCUGAGCACACCAAGCCAUGACUGACCAUCCAGUAGCCAGAAGGACAGAAACCAGCUCUAAUGGUACCAAGUGACAAGUGGGCUUUCCUGUGACACGGGGACGCCAGAGCUGAGAAGAUGUCAGCAAUACAGGCUGCCUGGCCAUCCGGUACAGAAUGCAUUGCCAAGUACAACUUCCACGGCACCGCGGAGCAGGACCUGCCCUUCUGCAAAGGAGAUGUGCUCACCAUUGUGGCUGUCACCAAGGACCCCAACUGGUACAAAGCCAAGAACAAGGUGGGCCGUGAAGGCAUCAUCCCAGCCAACUACGUGCAGAAGCGGGAAGGUGUGAAGGCGGGUACCAAACUCAGCCUCAUGCCCUGGUUCCACGGCAAGAUCACACGGGAGCAGGCCGAGCGGCUUCUGUACCCACCAGAGACGGGCCUGUUCCUGGUGCGGGAGAGCACCAACUACCCUGGGGACUACACGCUGUGCGUGAGCUGCGAGGGCAAGGUGGAGCACUACCGCAUCAUGUACCACUCCAGCAAGCUCAGCAUCGACGAGGAGGUGUACUUCGAGAACCUCAUGCAGCUGGUGGAGCACUACACCUCAGACGCAGAUGGACUCUGUACUCGCCUCAUCAAACCAAAGGUCAUGGAGGGCACCGUGGCGGCCCAGGAUGAAUUCUACCGCAGUGGCUGGGCACUGAACAUGAAGGAACUGAAGCUGCUGCAGACCAUCGGGAAGGGGGAGUUUGGAGACGUGAUGCUAGGCGACUACCGGGGGAACAAAGUCGCCGUCAAGUGCAUUAAGAACGACGCCACCGCCCAGGCCUUCCUGGCUGAAGCGUCGGUCAUGACGCAGCUUCGGCACAGCAACCUGGUGCAGCUCCUGGGCGUGAUCGUGGAGGAGAAGGGCGGGCUCUACAUCGUCACGGAGUACAUGGCCAAGGGGAGCCUGGUGGAUUAUCUGCGGUCUCGGGGCCGGUCAGUGCUGGGCGGAGACUGUCUCCUCAAGUUCUCACUAGACGUCUGCGAGGCCAUGGAAUACCUCGAGGGCAACAACUUCGUGCACCGGGACCUGGCCGCCCGCAACGUGCUGGUCUCUGAGGACAACGUGGCCAAGGUCAGCGACUUUGGCCUCACCAAGGAGGCCUCCAGCACCCAGGACACAGGCAAACUGCCGGUCAAGUGGACAGCCCCUGAGGCCCUGAGAGAGAAGAAAUUCUCCACCAAGUCUGAUGUGUGGAGUUUCGGAAUCCUCCUCUGGGAGAUCUACUCCUUCGGGCGCGUGCCUUACCCAAGAAUCCCCUUGAAGGACGUCGUCCCUCGGGUGGAGAAGGGCUACAAGAUGGACGCCCCUGACGGCUGCCCGCCCGCAGUCUACGAGGUCAUGAAGAACUGCUGGCACCUGGACGCCGCCACGCGGCCCUCCUUCCUGCAGCUCCGCGAGCAGCUCGAGCGCAUCAGAACCCACGAGCUGCACCUGUGACCGCCGGCCCCUGCCCAGGUCGUGGCCUGCGAGGACUGAGCCUGGAAGAUCAUGGGCCUGGCGCCCUGCCUGCUGGGCCUGAGCCUGGACUGUGCCCAGCGGACUGGCGGGCUCCCUCUGUCCCGGCCUGCGCCCUCCGGCCCCUUCUCUCACAGACCCCACGCUGGGCUUGGGGAGCCCACCGAGGGGCCGGACGGGCCGGAGAGUGGGAGGCAGUGCCACCAGGUCGGGCCUCCCCAGCCUCUCAUCGCUCGCCUUCUUAGAGUUUUAUUCCUUUCCUUUUUUGAGAUUUUUUUCCGUGUGUUAUUUUUUAUUAUUUUUCAAGAUAAGGAGAAAGAAAGUACCCAGCAAAUGGGCAUUUUACAAGAAGUACGAAUCUUAUUUUUCCUGUCCUGCCCAUGAGGGUUGGGGGAUCCCUUGCCCAGCCUCGUUCCCCAUUCCAUGUUUCGUGUCCCGUGCCGCCUCGGUCGCCCGUGUUUGCGCUUGACCAUGUUGCACUGUUUGCAUGCGCCCGAGGCAGACGUCUGUCAGGGGCUUGGACUUCAUGUGCCGCUGCCACCGCCCCCCUGCCUUGUGAGACGGAAUCGUAAUAAACCACCCCAUGAGGACACUGCC
Molecule: messenger RNA, 8604 nt
Organism: Microcebus murinus (gray mouse lemur)
Lineage: Eukaryota; Metazoa; Chordata; Mammalia; Primates; Cheirogaleidae
Source: RefSeq, a predicted model, not a curated record